Molecule: messenger RNA, 8181 nt
Organism: Sorex fumeus (smoky shrew)
Lineage: Eukaryota; Metazoa; Chordata; Mammalia; Eulipotyphla; Soricidae
Gene: CENPF
Product: centromere protein F
Exons: 19
Coding region: 1-8181 (2726 amino acids)
Biological process (GO): regulation of G2/M transition of mitotic cell cycle; mitotic cell cycle; metaphase chromosome alignment
Cellular component (GO): chromosome, centromeric region; spindle pole; nucleus
Molecular function (GO): microtubule binding; protein homodimerization activity; transcription factor binding
Source: RefSeq, a predicted model, not a curated record
AUGAGCUGGGCUCUGGAAGAGUGGAAGGAAGGCCUGCCAUGGCGGGUGCUGCAGAAGGUCCAGGAGCUGGAAGGGCAGCUGGACAAGCUGAAGAAGGAGAGGCAGCAGAGGCAGUUCCAGCUGGAGAGCCUGGAGGCAGCCCUGCAGAAACAGAAGCAGAAGGUAGAGAGUGAGAGGAGUGAGGGCGUCAGCCUGAAACGGGAGAACCAGAGUCUGGUGGAGGCGUGUGAGGGCUUGGAGCGGGCCAAGCAGAAGAUGGCGCACGAGCUGCAGCUCAAGGAGACGCAGCUGAGCUUCCAGGAAGGCCAGCUGAGCUCUGGCAAAAAACAGAUUGAGAGGCUGGAGCAGGAGCUGAAGAGGUGCAGAGCAGAGCUGGAGAGGACACAGGUGGCCACCCCUUCGGCAGAGAGCGCCCCCUCAAACCAAGCGGCCACCCCGCAGAAGGGCUUGCUUGUCCCGGUGACGCCCAGUCACUGCAGUGGUGGCUCCGACUACGAGGAGCUAAAGGAGAAGUACAACAAGGAGGUGGAGGAGCGGAGACGCUUAGAGGCGGAGGUCAAGGCCUGGCAGGCCAAGAGAGCCAGCCCGCCCAUGCCGCAGAGUACCAGGACCCACCGGGACAUCGCCCGGCACCAGGCCUCCUCGUCCGUCUUCUGGCAGCAGGACUGGACUCCUAGCCGUCUCUGCUUGGGCGCCCAGUCGACUCCUGGGAGGAGACAGUCCUCGGCUGGGGAGCAGGCGGGGACCCCGAGCAGGCUGCGGUCUGGCCAGAGGGACACCGUCAGCAGCUGUGGAGACUGCUCGAGUGGGUCUCACCUGCUGGACCAGCUCAGAGCCCAGAACCAAGAGCUUCGGAGUCAGGCCAGCGAGCUGCAGCUCCGCCUGCAGGCGCAGGAGAAGGAGGCGAGGAGCCAGGGCGGCCGGCUGCAGGAGCUGCAGCUGCAGCGGGACCGGGCGCGCGCCGAGCUGGCUGACAGCGAGAAGGCUCUGGGCAGGAGCCGGGACGAACUGGCACGGGUCAGCGCCCAGCACGAGCAGGCGGUGACCAAGUGCUCUGAGCUGGAGCAGAAGCUGAAGAAGCUGGUGGAGGACCUGAGCUGCCAGCGGCAGAACGCUGAGAGCGCCCGGUGCUCCUGGGAGCAGAGGAGCAAGGAGAGAGAGAAGGAGCUUCAGGAGGAGCUGUGCCGGCAGCAGCGGGCCCUGCAGGGCCUGGAGCAGGAGCGUGCGCAGACCCAGGCCCGACUCUCGCAGGAGCUGCAGCAGGCGAAGCACGCCCACGGCGCACUGCAGGCCGAGCUGGACCAGGUCACCUCCGUGAAACUACAACUGGAGAAAAGUCUGGAAGAGUCUAAGCGUAAGCUCUGCAGAGCUGAGCAGGCCUCACAGGCAAGUGAGCUGAAGGAGAGUGAGCUUCGGAGAGAGAGUGAGGAGCUGAGGAAGGAGAGUCAGCAGCUGGCGGCGCAGGUGCGCCACCUGCAGGAGGAGCUGGGCAGGGCUGAGCGGAGCUGCUGUCAGAGGCAGAGCCUGGAGGAGGAGCUGAGGGCCAAGAUUGAGUCUCAGGAAUCCUUGCUCCUGAAUCUCCAGGAGAAGCUGGACAAGCAGGAGAACCCCGUGGAACUGGAGGAGCUGAGGCGGGCCAGGGCCGACCUAGAGCAGCAGCGCGAUGGCUGCCAGCACCUGCUGAGGGAGAGGGAGCAGCACCUCGAGCAGCUGAGCGGGCAGCUGAGCCGAGUGGAGCAGGAGUUGGAGGGGCAGCGGCAGGUGCUGGAGGCCCAGCAGAGGGAGCAAGAGCAGCUAGCCGCCGAGCGGGCGGCGCUGGCCCUCUGGAAGAGCGAGAAGGAGCCCGAGCUGCAGCAACUGGAUGCAGAGCGAGGGGCCCUGCAGGACCAGCUGAGGCACCUGGAGGCGGGUCUCAGGGCCCAGCAGCUGGAGAGCCACGAGUACCGGGAGCGCGUGAGCACGCUGGAGCUGGACCGGGAGAACCUGCAGGCCGAGAUCCGGGGCCUGCGCUGCUCACUGGACAGCCGCAGUGCCGAGGCUGAGGCCCAGCAGCGGGUCAGCGAGGAGGCGCGCCGGGAGGCCGAGGUCGUAGCUCAGAAGCUCCGCGAGGAGGCAGAGAACCAGUGCUCUGAGGUGGCCCGGCUCUCCGGGCAGGUGGCUGAUCUGGAGCAACAGCUUGGGGCGCUGGCCAGCGAGAUCAGGAACAAGGACCAGGCCUACCAGGACCUGCUGGCUGACUGUGAGAGCCUCCAGGCGCAGCUGUGGGCCAAGGAUGCCGCCAGCGUUCCCGACAGAAGCCUGCUGGAGCCGGUUGUGCCAAGUUCUACCUUUGCUGACGGCAAGGGAGAGGGAGGGAGCCCACGAGCCCUGGACAGUGGCCACUGCCAUGUCCCAGCUCCCUUGAGUCACCCUGAUUUUGCCAGCCUGCAGAGCAGGGUUGCAUGGCUGGAGUCUGCCCUCGAGUGUCAGAAGCAGGAGAACUCGGACCUGCAGCGGCGCUGUGAGCAGCUGGUGCAGCUGAGAGGAGAGGCGGAAGAGAACCUCGCCCAGGCCCAGCGGCUGCACCAGAGUCUCGUGGCCGAAACCAGCCAGCGCCUCAGCGAGCUUCAGGAAGACGCUUCAGUUUGCCAGACUGCGGCCACAGGCGCGGUGGCGGCCUUGGAGAACAAGGAGGAGCUGCAGCUUCUGAGCGAGGCACUGAAGGCGGAGCAGGCUGAGACGCAGGAGCUGCGGGCGCGCAGUUGCUCUCUGGAGGACGCCCUCCGGGAGCAGCGGCGGGCAGUGGAUGCGCUGACCUCCGAGAAGGAGGAGAUCAGCUUCGCCCUCGCCCAGAGCGAACGGGAAAUGGCAGCACUGGCCCGGGAGAACGGCUCGCUCAGGGACACGAACGCAGUCCUGGAGCGAGAGAAGCUGAGCCUGCUCCGGGAGAGUGAGAGCUGCCUGCGCCGCGCCGAGGAGAAGGAGCAGCGCCUGUCGGAGCUGGCUGACCAGCACGCCCGCGAGAGGCUUGCUCUGCUGCAGCGCUGCGAGGAGGCCAGCCAGACCCUGCGGGACCUUGGCGAGGAGAAGGCGCACCUGGAGAGCUUGCUGGGCCAGAGCAGGAGCGCCUGCCAGCUCCAGCAGACGGAACUGGAGCAGCUGAAGGGCAGGGCUGCAAGGGAACGCCAAGCCCAUGCCGCCGAGCUGGCCCAAGCUGAGGAGAGGCACGAGCGUCUCCGGCUGGAGCUGGUGGCCCGCCUGGCAGAGCUUCAGGGGCCCCCCGGGAGCGGGCCGAGUGGCUUCAAGUCAGAAGUUCUGGUCCUCACGGGGGCCCAGCCGCUGCGGGCAGCCCGUGACGCAGGCCCAGGGCACCCCAGCCCUGAGCUGACACCACGGGGGCAGAGCCACGAGGGGAGCCCCGGCCGUGCCAGCACGGGGGAGGCCGCCGUCCUGCACAUGGACCUUGAGGAGGAAGAUGUGUCUCCGCAGAGAGCUGAUGGGCAGCUGGGAGCCACGGUAAUAGAGAUGGAGCUGGAGCCCGAGGGCCCGCUGGAGAGGAAGGAGGAGCCCCGGCCUGCACUGGUGCAGCCUGCCAUCGGCCUGGGCUCUGAGUCAGCCGCGACCCAGGAGCUGGCAGCCAGCCCCAGCGGCGAGAACGAGCUCCUGCAGCAGGCCCUGGGUCAGCUGGCCAGACUGGAGCAGGUGUGCGAGGGGCUGCGCGGGCAGAAGUCGCGACUCCUUGCAGAGCUGGACGACGUGCGGGCCCAGUGCAUGGCGGCCACCAGCACACUGGCCGAGGAAGUCGAGGAGCUCGUCCUUGAGGCCCGGGGACUGAACCAGUCCCCGGGGCUCCUCCCCACCCAGGAAGAGGGGCUGAGAGCAGAGCUGAAUGCGACCCCCAGGGGGCCCCCUAGUCCUAAGGAUGCCUGUGACCAGGGCCCCGAGGCAGAGGUCCGCAGGCACUUUUCUGAGCUGCAGGAGAAGCUCUUCUCUCUGCAGCAUGAGCACCAGCUCCUGCAUGACCAGCGCUGCCAGGUGAGCGCCAGGGUGGCCGAGCUGCAACGCUACGUGGGCACGCUGCAGGCAGAUAGCCCUGUCCUGCGGGGCCGCCUGGUGGAGAAGGUGGCCGAGGACCCUGGCGACGGGAGCUUUCUGUCCCUGUCUUCCUCCUGUGUCACGGACAGCCCCGGCCUGCCACAGGUCGGAGAGUCCUUUUACAGAGACCCUGAGCCCGCGGGGGAGGAGACCUCCUUCAGCCUCCUGGGCGGGAGCGGCUUGGCCAGCCCCCGGGAGGACAGCCUGCCCGUGGCCACUGGGCUGGAGGGGCUGGAGGCCCGCUGCCGGGAGCUGGAGGAGAGCCUGGAGAGUCAAGGGGCAGCCAAGGACAAGACCAUCGAGGAGCUGGAGCAGCUGCUGGGCGCCGAGCGGCGGCGGCACCUGUCGGAGAGCGAGCGGUGGCAGCAGCGGCUGGCCAGUCUCACCGCCGACAUGGAGUCGCGGCUGGCGGAGGAGCGGAGGCACACAGAGCGCCUGGCGCUGGAGCUGGAGGCUGCGCAGCUGCAGAUGCAGGGCCUGGACCUGGGCUCCCGCUCGCUGCUGGCCCCGGAGCUGGAGGAGGCUCUUCGGGUCAGCAAUGAGGGCCAGCAGCCCACAGAAUCAGAAGAUGCUUACCAGGGAGCCGAGGAGAAUGCUCGGCCACCUGGGACGGGCCAGAAGGAAGAGAACCCACCCCCGCCUUCCGGGGGCCCACAGCUGGGAGAGAGCUCUGGAGAGGCCCCUGGUGAAGGCAGAGCCAGGGGCCCAUCCCAGCCGCCCUCGCCUGCUCGGCCUGCCUUGGUGUCCGCAGAUUCCCCAGAGCUGCAGGACGCCCUCCAGCACCUGCAGCAGCAGCUGAGCCAGAGUAUGAGUGAGAGGGCGGAGCUCGCACGUGCCCUAGAGGAGCGGGAGUGCGUGGUACAGGGUCUGCUCCAGCAGCUCCGCUCACUGGAGGAGACCCCCUCCAGGCACUGGGAACCAGAAACCUCCCCGAGCCAGGGGGCAGAAGGGGACAUUGCAGACCCUGGUGACAACUUGGACGUGGACACAGAUGGAUCGUGCCGGGCAAUGGUGGCAGACUGCGCCUGCAGAGAGCGGGUCCUGGAGGAGGAGCUGGAGGGGCUCCGUAGCCAGUGUGGGCAGGCCGAGGGGCGCGUCCUACCCAUGGAGGCGAACCUGGCCCACAUGCAGGUGAAGAAGCUGCGUUUGACCAAGGACAAUGAGGACAAGUUGAGACUCAUAACCUGCCUGGAGGAACAACGCGCGGCCUUCAUGGCAGAGAGGAACUGCCAGCUUGGGCAGGGCGAGGCCUGUUGCGAAGGGGACGGGGAGCGAGACCAGAAGGAGCUGCCAGGAGCCCCCGAGGCCCAGUCCCCAAGCGCGGGCUGCACGGAGAUGCUCAAGGACUCGCCCGAGGACGGCGGGGUCCAGGCAGGGCAGGGCAAGUCGGAGUGCCAGGCCCAGGCCCUGGAGGUGGCGCUAGCCGAGAGGGCCUCAGCGGCCACGCGCCUGGGCUGUGCUCAGGACGAGCUUCGGCAGCUGCGCCGGGGCAUGGAGCGCCUCCGCGAGCGCAUCGAGGCGGAUGAGCAGCAGCGGCGCCGCGCCCGCGAGCAGCUGCGCCAGAGUGAGCGCCGCGGGGACAUGCUGCAGGACCGCGUGGAGAGUCUGGAGCGGGAGCUGCAACUGGCCGAGGAGGGACAGGAGCGGGCCAUUCUGGACGCCGAGCAGGCCCAGGCCGAGGCCGAGGCUCUCCGUGUGCAGGUGGCUGGACUGGCCACGCUGGCGCAGCAGCUGCAGGAGGCCCGCGGCCAAGUGGCCGAGGUGGAAGCGCAGCGGGGCUCGCUGGAGAGCCUUCUGGAAGAAGCCAGGCGAGUCAAGGCGCAGCUGGAGGAAGAAGUCCGUGCCGCAGCAGAGGACCUGAACAAGCUCCAGGAGGAGGUUGCGGCCCUGUGCGCCGGCUGGGACUCCCCGGGUGCAGCGGGAGAGUGCCCGGAAGAGCCGCGGCCGGAGCAGAAGCCGGAACCUGGGCUGGGGCUGUUUGGGGAGAGCCUGGCCCGGUUGCGCACCUGGCUGCGGGCCAACCAGCAGGAGCAAUGCCAGGUGUGGGCGCGGCUGCGGGAUGGCGAGCACCAGGCAGGUCAGCUGCAGGAGCGAGUGGCCAGCCUAGAGAGGGAGCUGGAGGCAGCCACCAGCCACCGGGAGCGGCUAGCCCACGAGGCCAAGUGCUUUCAGGCGGAUGCGGCCACAGCCGCCGCCAAGCUCGAGGACACCAAGCAGUGUGUGGAGUCUCUGCGGGAGGAGCUGGCCAGCUCAAGAUCCGAGCAGGAGGCCCUGUCUGCGGACCUGCGGGAGCAGCGGGAGCGUACGUCCGACCUGGAAGGCCAGCUGCGGGAGCAGGCACGGUGCAGCCACGCAGCCCACACGACCGCUGACACCCUGCGUGCACGCCUGGCAGAGCUGGACGCCGAGGUGACCAGCCUGCGCCAGUCCCGUGAGGCCACCGAGGUGUGCCUGGGCGCCCAGGUGGCCGCGCUGGAGGGCCAGAAGACCGAGCUGCUCAGCCGCCUGGAGGAUGGUGAGCGCAGGCUGGCAGAACAGGAGGAAGCUGCACGUGUGCAGGCCCAGGACCACCGACAGCUGGUUGCACAGUUGGCGCAGGCCGAAGCCCGGGCAGAGCAGGAGGCCGAGCGGGCAGGUCAGCUUCAGGCCCUGCAGAACGCCAUGGAUUCCCAGCAGAAGGCGCUGGGGGACCUGCAGGAGGAGCUGGCAGCAGCCCGGGCAGACAACGUGGCCUUGGAGGAGCAGGUCAGCACCCUGGUGGCCAAGGAUGCAGAGCUGCAGAAGGCGUGGCAGGAGCGGGAGGAGAAGCUGUGCGGGGAGAAGGAGCGGCUCGCCCAGGAGCUCAGAGCUGUGUCCGAGGAGGCUCAGAGCUGCCGAGGCCAGGUGGAGGUGCUGAGCCUGGAGAAUGAGGAGCUGCGGGUAAGCCUGGAUGGAGCCGGCCGGGCACAGGAGGAGGCAGCCCAGUACCAGCGGCGGCUGCUGGAUGCCGAGCGGCAGCAUGAGCUGGACAUGCAGACGUGCCACGAGAAGUUGGCUUCAAGGGAAGAACAACUCAGCGCACAGACGGCCGAGCUGGAGCGACUCAAGGGCAGUGAGGAAACGCUCAGACAGGCCCUGGAAGCCACCACGAACAACCUGGAGGAACUGAGGAAGAAAGCCCAGAUGGACCAGCGGAGAUGCUCGGAGCAGCUGAAGCAGGAGAGCGCCCGCGCACAGGGUAAGAUGAAGCUGCUCAUCCAGACAUGUAAGCAGCUGGAGGGGGAGAAGGAGGCGCUGCAGAAGGAGCUGGCCCGGCUGGAGGCCACCGAAGAGACACGGCCCGCAGGUGCUGUUGCAGGCGAGAGCCUGGAGGCCCUGCAGGCGGAGGUGCAGGAGCUCCGGGAGGCCCUGGAGGAGAAGGGCCGGGAGGCAGACGAGUACCUGGACAAGUACUGCACCCUGCUCAUCGGCCACGAGAAGCUGGAGAAGGCCAAAGAGAUGCUGGAGACGCAGGUGGCCCGCCUGAGAGCCCAGCCCGCCCGGCAGCCCCCUGGCCCGGCCCCCAGCCCUUUGGGGCAGGGGCAGCCUGACAAGGGCCCUGGCAAAAGGCCACGUGUCAGUGGGACGGGCUCCCCUGCAACCCCUGCCGCCUUUCCCAAGAAGAGCCGCAGGAUGCCCCCAAGUGCUCCUGGGCCCCAUGGGGAGCCUGAGGACCCCGAGUAUGAGCCCGAGGGCCUGCCAGAGGUCGUGAGGAAAGGGUUUACCGACAUCCCCUCAGGGAAGACCAGCCCCUACGUGCUGCGCAGGACUACUAUGGCCACCAGGACCAGCCCCCGCCUGGCCGCCCAGAGGGCAGCGCUCUGCGUCCCCAGCUUGGACAAAGAAAACUUGGUGGGGACUCCCAAGGCCUCCACUAGGGGCACCAAACCCCCCAAGGCCAUGGUUGCCCAGCUCAGCCCAGAGGAGCCUGGUACGAACAUGCUCAUCGCCCCGACCCGCAGGAACCUCCCGGAGCCAACUUCAGCCGACAGCCCCCAGGAGGGCCUCCAGACCAGACGCGGCUGGCUUGCCCCCAGCCCUGAAGCCCCUGUGGAGCCCCAGAGUGGCGAGAACUGCCGGGUCCAGUAG